Molecule: messenger RNA, 423 nt
Organism: Mesorhabditis spiculigera
Lineage: Eukaryota; Metazoa; Nematoda; Chromadorea; Rhabditida; Rhabditidae
Source: the annotation of a GenBank genome assembly
AUGGAAGAGGUGGUGGUCGUAGAAGGGCCCUCAUCCGGUUACGUCGUCAAAAAUCGACCAUAUCUUCUGAGCUGCAAGGCGUUGAACGCGAAGAAGAUUCGAUUCAAAUGCAACUCAAAAUGGAUCGACGAAUCGCGAAUCGAGAACAAGCUCGGCACCGACCCAUCCACCCAAAUGGCAUUUAUGGAAGGCAGUGUAGAGAUUUCAAGAGCCGAAGUCGAAGCCGGGUUCCCGAUGGAGGAUUUUUCGUGUCAGUGCUACGCGAGCAGAACCUCCGACUCGGACGUCGUCCGGUCGAAUCCGGCACGCGUCAAGCCGGCAUCACCACCCCGCAUCCGUAAGAUCCAUGCCCGCAGGCCAUCCCACUUCCCAGCCCUCCAAAUGCCCGAAUCGCCGUUUUUGGCACCCAAUCAUCGAUCAGAU